Molecule: messenger RNA, 1233 nt
Organism: Sus scrofa (pig)
Lineage: Eukaryota; Metazoa; Chordata; Mammalia; Artiodactyla; Suidae
Gene: TMCO5B
Product: transmembrane and coiled-coil domains 5B
Source: RefSeq, a predicted model, not a curated record
AUGGAAGAAGUUGGACAGGACCCAUUGGAUGAUGUGCAGGAGAUGAUGGAAAUACCGAAAUUAGAAGUCACAAAACAAAACCUUGACUACUUGAACUCAGACCUUGAAAAGGACCUGCAGAGACUGGAUGAGGCAAAUCAGGUCCUUAUCAAAAAAAUUCAAGAGAGAGAAGAAACUAUUCAAAGUCUGGAAAGAGAGAUUAACCUGUCAGCAGGACAAGCCAGAGAGAGUGAGGAGCUGAACAACAUCACAUCUGAGACAGAGGAAGCCCUGAGGGAUCUGGAACUGGAGACGGCAAAGCUGGAAAGGAAUAAGGAGAUCCUACGAAAGAAUGUGAUGGAGGUUCAGAAGAAGAUUUCCAGGAGAUUUAAGAAUGUUGGCCUUGAUAAAGAAGCCCUAAAGCAGAUGUUGGCAGAGUUGAAGGUGAAACUUCAAAAGUCAACAGAGUCCUGUGCAAAUCAAGAGAAGGAACUGGUCAAGAUAGAGAGUGACUAUCAAUCUGUGUAUCAGCUCUGUGAGGACCAGGCCCACUACAUAAAGAAAUACCAGGAAAUUCUGAGGCAGAUGGAGAAGGAAAAGGAGGUGCUCCUUCUUGAAAAAGAAGUAAUCAAAGCCCAGAACAACUCCUCCCAAACUGUGAAACCUGGGUCAAUUCUGGUGGAGACCAUCCAGAGCAACAUGGAGAAGACCAUCAUUAAAAAACAGAAGAGAAUCUUUUGGUACAGGCAUUUCAGGUGUCUUGUCUUCAUGGUCAUGAUCUUCAUGAAGCUGCUGGGUUAUGUGCUUUUCUACCUGCAGUACAUACACCCAGACCUCCUUGUGGAUGCCCUGCCCUUGGUAAUGAGCAGAGACACCUUGAAGAGGCUGAGGGACAUCUUAUUUCCCUUCCUCACUCUAGAGGUGGAAGAAGUUCUACCACAUUAGUCUGGAGUGGCCUGGGGGUGUCAUGCAGCACCUGAGUGGGUGGGAGGAGGGGCAUGGCUGAGGCCCCAAGUGGGGGCUGGACCAGGAAGGAAGUGGGAGCUUUGACUCAGAGCUGCUGCUUGGACCCCAAACCUCUUCAUUCCAUCCCCUUCCCUCGCUUUCCCUCCAGAGUGUCUCUCUUUCAAAUAAAAAAUAUGUUUGACCAGAGCUCACUGUGUUGGUGGUCUAUGAAAUUGGUCUAUGGGUUCUUUAGGGAAGAUAACACAUUACCUUUCCUAAAGCUCUUUUAUGAAGUUCCCUGGUGGUUCA